Ceraceosorus guamensis is the source of this 1860-nucleotide messenger RNA. RefSeq names its product clathrin adaptor, mu subunit. The record is from RefSeq and is a predicted model, not a curated record. Gene Ontology annotation, molecular function: clathrin-cargo adaptor activity. Bases 343 to 1659 code for a protein of 438 amino acids. Gene Ontology annotation, biological process: clathrin-dependent endocytosis; intracellular protein transport. The transcript has 7 exons. Gene Ontology annotation, cellular component: AP-2 adaptor complex; cytoplasmic vesicle. NCBI's taxonomy places the organism in Eukaryota, Fungi, Basidiomycota, Exobasidiomycetes, Ceraceosorales, Ceraceosoraceae.
GCCGUCAUGCACCUCUCGGCGGAAAUGGGCAGCCGCGCGCGCUUGGACCAUCAUCAUCCACACGCGCAUACAUGUGAUCAUCCACGAUUGUACCCCACUCGAUGAUCGCCCUUCUGAAAUCCUCGCACUCACCGCUCACCUCACUUGCUGCUUUCACCGGAUCAGUUCCGCACAGAUUGACCGAACACACCUCUGCCGCCGACCUGUGGGAGUCGUGACGACUCUCUGACAAUCUGCUUUUGCCAACAGGGCGGCGCAUCAUUGCUCACAAGCUGUCAUCGUUGGCGUCGCUGCUUCACCCUUGUUGCAUUCGGUGACGCUCACCCAAGAGUCUGAGCCAAGAUGAUCUCGGCAUACUUCAUCUUCAACCAAAAGGGAGAAGUGCUCAUCUCUCGCCUGUUCAGGUCAGAUCUCAAGAGGAGCAUUGCAGACAUUUUCAGGAUUCAGGUGGUGUCUAAUCCGGAUGUGAGGUCUCCUAUCAUUACACUCGGUAGUACUAGCUUCUUCCAUGUUCGGCAUGAGAACAUCUAUGUCGUUGCUGUCACUAAAUGCAACGCAAAUGCAGCCCUGGUCUUCGAGUUCCUCUACAGAUCCAUCCAGAUUGGUAGAUCCUACUUUGGAAAGUUCGAUGAGGAAGGCAUCAAGAACAACUUUGUGCUGUUCUACGAGCUGCUGGAUGAGAUUCUGGACUUUGGGUACCCGCAGAACAGCGAAACGGACACUUUGAAGAUGUACAUCACAACAGAAGGGGUCAAAUCUGAACAGGCUGUGCGAGAGGACUCUGCAAAGAUCACCAUCCAAGCUACGGGUGCUACGAGCUGGAGAAGGGCAGAUGUCAAGUACCGGAAGAACGAGGCUUUUGUGGAUGUAGUUGAAAAUGUCAAUCUGUUGUUAAGCUCGAAGGGCACUGUGCUGAGGGCAGAUGUGGAUGGCAGAAUAUUGGUCCGAGCGUACCUUUCUGGUACGCCGGAAUGCAAAUUUGGUCUCAAUGACAAGCUCGUGCUGGACAGAGCUGACAAGAGGAGAGGGGCGAGCGGUGGCGCAGCGAGCAGCAGCUUGGGAAGCGAAGCGUCAGAGGUCGAGCUGGACAGCUGUCAGUUUCAUCAAUGCGUCAAGCUGAACAGGUUCGACACUGAUCGGAGCAUCAGCUUCACCCCACCGGACGGAGAAUUUGAGCUCAUGCGAUACCGAUCUACCACAAACGUCAACUUGCCAUUCAAAGUGCAUCCUAUCGUCGAGGAGGUCUCGAAGAGCAGGGUGGAGUACAACAUCAAUGUCAAGGCAAACUUUGACUCAAAGCUGAGCGGGACCAACAUCGUCUUGAGAAUACCCUGCCCGCACAAUACCACCAACGUCAAAUGCGAGGCUCUACUGGGAAAGGCCAAGUACGUGCCCAGCGACGGAAUGAUUGUCUGGAAAAUCCCCAAGAUGCAAGGGAUGACAGAGACGUCUCUUCAAGCGGAUUUGGAGAGGAGCGCCACCACAACUCAGAAGACUUGGUCAAGAGCUCCCAUAGAGGUUGACUUUCAGGUCCUGAUGUUCACCGCGUCUGGACUGCUGGUCAGGUUCCUCAAGGUGUUUGAGAAGGGCAACUAUCAAAGUGUCAAAUGGGUUCGCUAUCUUACAAAAGCGCAGGGCACAUAUUCUAUUCGAUUCUAGGCCGAUCAGCUCUUGCCCCGAAUCACCCUGCCUUUUUGGUGCCCUUCGCGCCUCCGUUUCAUCUUUCCUUGCACGUCUUUGUCCCUCGAUGCAAUCCUUCAUGCUUGUACAAUGUUCUGGAGGGGUUCAACAAGAAGCUUGGCGUCACAGCGUGUUGACCACUUUGACAGAAGUAUGCAGUGCGGGCAGUACGCUGUGCGC